AUGAAGAGUCGAGCUCAGAGUGAGGCCAGAGUGUACAUGACAGCCGCUGUUAAGCGUGGCCCGGUAUACUGGGACUACGAAAAUACGCUGAUCGACUGGGUUCCCAAUAAUGGAGCAUACGAAAUUGAGAGUAAGGUAGGCCGUGGAAAAUAUUCGGAAGUAUUCCAAGGUGUGCAGCUUUCAACAAAGUCGAAGAUUGUUGUUAAGAUGCUCAAGCCUGUCAAGAAAAAGAAGAUCAAACGUGAAAUCAGCAUUUUGACCAAUCUUUCGAAUGUAGCAGAGCCUCCAACUGCACAACCGUUUGAUCACGAUGCAUACUAUGAAAGUGAUGAAACCGAUGCUUUGCAAUUCAAACGUCCGUACGUCUACAGUCUGCCGCAUGAUGGUCACAAAAAUAUCAUACAGCUGUUGGACGUGGUACGCGAUCAAGUUUACAGAACACCCGCGUUGAUCUUUGAACAUGUUGAAAAUGUGGAUUUCCGCACUCUUUAUCCAACGUUUAAAGACCACGAUAUACGCUACUACAUGUUUGAACUUUUAAAGGCGCUAGAUUUUUGUCACUCCAUGGGUAUAAUGCAUAGAGAUGUCAAACCACACAAUGUUAUGAUUGACCACGCAAGACGUAAGCUUAGACUGAUAGAUUGGGGUCUUGCUGAGUUCUAUCAUCCCAAUAUGGAGUACAACGUCCGUGUGGCUUCUCGUUUUUUCAAAGGUCCAGAGCUUCUCGUCGAUUACAGAAUGUACGAUUACUCUUUGGACCUUUGGUCUUUUGGAACCAUGCUUGCGUCUAUGGUAUUUCAAAAAGAGCCCUUUUUUCACGGAACAAGCAACACUGAUCAAUUGGUAAAAAUUGUGCGGGUUUUAGGUACUGAUAAUUUCGAAUACUAUUUGGAAAAGUAUCGGAUCACCUUGCCCCAAGAGUUUCACGAUCUAGACCAGUACAUUCGCAGACCUUGGUACAGGUUUGUCAAUGAUUCCAAUAAGCAUCUAUCCGGUAACAACGAAAUCAUCGAUUUGGUCAGCAACUUGUUACGUUAUGACCACCAAGAAAGACUAACGGCCAAAGAAGCCAUGCAACACGAUUGGUUUGCACCCAUUCGGAACGAGGAAAAUAAAGCCAAAUAA
Lachancea lanzarotensis is the source of this 1125-nucleotide messenger RNA. It is a transcript of the gene CKA1, whose product is annotated as LALA0S08e03510g1_1. Gene Ontology annotation, biological process: regulation of transcription by RNA polymerase I; DNA damage response; regulation of transcription by RNA polymerase III. The transcript has a single exon. The record is from RefSeq and is a predicted model, not a curated record. The coding region runs from base 1 to 1125 and encodes 374 amino acids. Lineage: Eukaryota; Fungi; Ascomycota; Saccharomycetes; Saccharomycetales; Saccharomycetaceae. Gene Ontology annotation, cellular component: cytosol; nucleus; protein kinase CK2 complex. Gene Ontology annotation, molecular function: protein serine/threonine kinase activity; ATP binding.